CCCUACUUUAAAAGAUACAAAUAGGAUUUACCAAGUAAUUUACUUUUGACAAUUACCCAAAUUUAUGGCCACACCUUUUGACUUUAUGUUCGGCCACAUUUAUUUGAAGAAAAUUGUGCUACUAAUUUCAAGGGAUAAUAAUUAACCCUUGGUGGAGUAGUAAGAUCAAAACUUGGGCUACUAGAGGCCAAUGGCAACCCUUGGUGGAGUGGUACGAUUAAAACUUCGCAUCGUCUUCAUACUCCUCUGGUAUAGUUCCAUCCUUCUCAGCUGGGUUCCUGCAGAACCGGCGGCAAAUGUCACACUACAAUCAAUUGAAAUAUUCCAGACUCAUGAGCCGGAUAAUCCCGUUGUUACUGAUGAUCCUGAGGUUUACUUUAAAUGUGAAGGGGAUCAAAGUCCGACAAGUCUCAGUAGUGUUGUCAAGAUAAACGUGACGUAUAAUAACUUCACACAGCUGACUGUGACGCAACUUUCAAAUUCGAGUGAUUGCAAGACUUGUAAGGUAUACGAUAAGGACACCUUUGGAGAUGACAACUUUGGAUCACCCUUUCAAUUAUGCGCUUCCAAUUUUGCAAGUAACGCUGGAGUUUGGCCCUUCGAGAAUACCACAGAGUUCAGCGCGGUAUUUUCGUGCCCGACGUGUGCCUCUUUUCCUCCAACAUCUGGGGUUAAGAAUGCAAGGAAUUGGACGGGAGAACUUCUAAUCACAAUUUUGGCCGCGGCGUUUUUCAUGUUUGGAGGGGCCUAAAUCCUAAUCACUCCCUAAGUAUUUGAAUCCAAAUUUGAGCCACUUUUUCAUUCACAAUGUCAGCAAUUUCACAGUAGCGUGUGUCACAGUGUUAGCUUGUGAAAAAUGCUAAUGCUCUGAUUUAAUUAAAUUUAUAUUAUCCUUCCGUUAAUGUGAAAUUUUACAUUAUUCGCA
Molecule: messenger RNA, 925 nt
Organism: Cuscuta epithymum
Lineage: Eukaryota; Viridiplantae; Streptophyta; Magnoliopsida; Solanales; Convolvulaceae
Source: the annotation of a GenBank genome assembly